This is a messenger RNA of Colossoma macropomum (tambaqui), 2525 nucleotides long. RefSeq names its product solute carrier family 37 member 2 (gene slc37a2). Gene Ontology annotation, cellular component: endoplasmic reticulum membrane. Gene Ontology annotation, biological process: glucose-6-phosphate transport; phosphate ion transmembrane transport. Gene Ontology annotation, molecular function: glucose 6-phosphate:phosphate antiporter activity. The transcript has 18 exons. Bases 634 to 2124 code for a protein of 496 amino acids. Lineage: Eukaryota; Metazoa; Chordata; Actinopteri; Characiformes; Serrasalmidae. The record is from RefSeq and is a predicted model, not a curated record.
UCCCUGGUCGUUUACUCUGGGUCUUCUGGUCUGUCCGAAGCAGAGCAGGAACUUCUCGGUCCAAACCUAUAAAGACCCUCCAAAGACCAGGACACGGACCACAGCAGAGACUCGUGUGUCAGCAGGGCUGUUAACAUCGUCCACGUUUUUAGCUUUUCUUACUCACUGACGUUACGUUACCUCCUCCAGCCAAAACAUGGAAAGCUCCGCGCUUGCAGCCUUUUCCACCAACCCGGCGAAAAGGGGAAGAAUAGACAGCUCGACUAGUUUAAAUUAAGCGGACAGGCGGCUGUUUUUAAACUUCAGUUUAGGGCUUUUGUCGAUCAGGCUCGUGUGAACCUCGGAGCUCUGAGGGAGAAAGAAGGAUCAGCGCGAGCGAACUGAACGGUAACGUUACUACUGGAAACCGCCGGUCGGUCAGAAUUCCAGUCAGGCUGUUCAGCGGGCUUUGUUUUGUUUUUGUACUCUCGCUUUUAAGCUUUUUUUUUUAGUUUUUUUCCACGGGUUUUUCACAGAGUUUACCUUUUUUAAUCAGAAAUCGUUCGCUUAGCUGUAACAGACAUGUCGACAAAGCUCUAGCUGAGCCGUUUUAGCCGUUUUAACGAGUAAUAAUACAUCGGCCUGCUUGUGAAGAUGACGUCACCGCCGUUGGCCCCGGGCAUCAAACUCAUCACCUCUUUCUCUAGAGAUAGCUGGUACAGAGGCUUCAUCCUCCUCCUUACGUUUCUCUUCUACACCGCCUACCACCUCUCCCGCAAGCCUAUCAGUAUUGUCAAGAGCCAGCUACACAGAAACUGUUCAUUUGUCAUUAGACCAGCCGACCUCAACAUCACAGACAAUGACACCUGGUGCGACUGGAUUCCUUUUGACCAAGACAAUUACCAGAACCUGUACGGGUACCUGGACAACUGCUUCCUCGUGGCCUAUGCCAUUGGCAUGUUUUUCAGUGGCAUGUUUGGCGAGCGGCUGCCUCUGCGAUACUACCUGGCUGUAGGGAUGCUCUCGAGUGGCGUCUUCACGGCGCUGUUCGGCCUGGGCUAUUACUGGAACAUCCACUCGUUGUGGUACUACUGUUUGGUGCAGGCUUUGAACGGCUUGGUACAGACUACAGGCUGGCCUGCAGUGGUGGCCUGUGUUGGGAACUGGUUCGGAAAGGGGAAGCGAGGGUUCAUCAUGGGGGUGUGGAAUUCGCAUACUUCAGUGGGGAACAUUCUGGGCUCACUUAUCGCAGGGGCCUUUGUGUCCUCUGCCUGGGGCAUGUCCUUCAUCGUGCCUGGAAUCAUCAUCGGAGUCAUGGGAAUCCUCUGCUUCCUGUUUUUGGUCGAAAAGCCAGAAGAUGUGAACUGCACCCCACCCCAGCAUCAUGAGGAUACAGAGCGGGAGCCACUGCUAAGAAACUCAACUAAUAAUGAGGAAAUCUUCAACAAUCACACGCCUGCUGUGGUGGAGGCUGCGGAGGAGCAGGCAGAGGCUAUAAGUUUCUGUGGAGCUCUUAGGAUACCGGGUGUGGUGGAGUUCUCCCUCUGCCUGCUGUUUGCUAAGCUGGUCAGCUACACUUUCCUCUACUGGUUACCUCUGUAUAUUGCUAAUGUUGCACAUUUUGAUCCUAAAGCAGCCGGGGACAUGUCCACGCUUUUUGACGUUGGAGGAAUUUUGGGUGGCAUUUUUGCUGGUGUCAUAUCAGAUUACACUGGGGGGAGGGCUACCACCUGCUGCGUCAUGCUAAUCGUUGCUGCUCCUAUGCUGUUCGUAUACAACCUCGUCGGGCAGCGCGGCGUGACAACCACUGUGGGCAUGCUGCUGUUCUGUGGUGCUUUGGUAAAUGGACCCUACGCCCUCAUCACCACAGCCGUCUCAGCCGACUUGGGAACUCACGAGUGUCUGAGAGGGAACUCCAGAGCACUGUCCACUGUAACGGCCAUUAUUGACGGAACUGGAUCAAUAGGUGCUGCUAUUGGGCCUUUGCUGGCUGGACUGAUCUCUCCCACUGGCUGGAACAAUGUUUUCUACAUGCUUAUUACCGCUGAUGUACUGGCCUGUCUGCUGCUGUCAAGGCUGGUCUUUAAGGAGGUUCGUGGUUGGUGCGGUUACACUACAAGACAGAGAGGGUUCAAAGAGAUCUGAGGUGCCUGCUGGACAAGUGAAUAUCACACCUGCAGUGGAAAAUCACCAGCAACAAAACCCACAAAAAAGGGGGGACCACGGCCUGAUCCAUCAGACAAAGCUGCUUUUUGUUAAUGCCCGCAGGCGCUGCCGUUUAUUUGAAUAUGGUAACUGGACACUUUCAUCUCUUUACACACCAGCAACGGAAACAAAACCCCACAACGGCGGGAUGAAAUGGGACGAUGAAGGGAUGGUGGCUCUCUGUCGUCUGAUGUAAAGAGGGAGAGAAAAAAAGAGAAAGAGAGAGAAUUGGAGCUCCUCUAUUUGAACCCAGGAUAUUUUUAUCGACCAGUGAUGAUUUUAUUUGUGUCGGGUUUUUUAAUCAUUAAAAUAUGCCAGCGGUGCAGACUUCUUUUAUCUUA